UUUUACGGCUGAUUUCACAUUCCCUUCAAAACAUUUUAAGGUCUUUGUGCUUUGCUUAGAAUCUAACUGUAUAAAAAGGUUGAUCCACUAACCAUUUCUUUUGGCCUAUCUGAGCCUUUAGGAUUCAUUUUUAUCCUAUGAAACAAAAAUAGCUAACAGUAUAUUUCAACUCUUAUAAAAGAAGCUGAAGAACCCUCCAAUUUUUAGAAUUUGGCAAAGGACAAUAAUGGAAGACCAAUGGAGUCCACUUAGCUGGGGUUUUUGCUCUCAACAAGAGGGUUUGGAUGAGUUAAAGCAUACCCUUUUGUUUACAACCUGGGAGCUAGAGACCACGGUGAGAUCAGCUAAAGAGGAGAUUACUAAGAGAGAACUUGAACUGUUUCAUCUCAAAGAUGUUUUAACCAAGACAAUGAAAGAGAGAGAUGAAGCUCAAUGUAGAUGCCAGAAGCUUAUGGUGGAGAAAUUCAUGCUUGAGCAACAAUUGCAACACAAAGAGCAGCCAAAACAGCAACAAAACCAGCAGGACACUGCUUCACUGUCUGGUGUUUCUAGCAGUGAAGAUGAAUCCAAUUCCAACAUAAGUUUAGUUUCAUCUCCAGGUUUGGACUCAUUGCCACAACCAUCUCUUCCCCAAGAAGCCUUGAAACUAGCAGCUAAUAGGCCACUACCUGAGAAAGGGAGGCUGCUUCAGGCAGUGAAGGACGCCGGUCCGCUCCUUCAGAACCUUUUAUUAGCCGGACCGCUCCCUCGAUGGCAGCAUCCACCACCUCAACUCGCCGCCAUCGAGAUCCCACCGGUGGGUAUCUCUUCCCCUAGUAAGCAAGUUAAUGGCUGUUUAAGCAAGAAGAGAGGUCCAGAGAACAUUGAAGGCUUAGAAUCUUCCCCUAACAACAAGCACCACAAGGUUGCUCUCUAUUGAACAAUUAAUACCCAAUUUCCAUCCUUUAAUUGUCUAAUUAAUGGCCAUAUUUUAUGGUCUAAUAGAUAAUCAGAAUUUUGAAAGACUAGUGUUUUUUUGCCUUUAGGAAAUCAAAUACCCUGACUAUCCCACCAAUGCAUUUCGAUGGAGCCUUAGAAAAGUUAGAAUUAGUGUCUUAAGUUUAUGCUUGACUUUCCAAAUUAUGUAUAUCAAUGGAAUCCGACAAGAUGUUCCAAGAUUUCCAAAUUUAAGAAGAUUGUAUGUUUCAAUUGUUGAACUAAUGUUAUGGCUUGUGCUAUAA
Messenger RNA from Gossypium arboreum, 1220 nucleotides. RefSeq lists its product as uncharacterized. The coding region runs from base 227 to 919 and encodes 230 amino acids. Lineage: Eukaryota; Viridiplantae; Streptophyta; Magnoliopsida; Malvales; Malvaceae. The record is from RefSeq and is a predicted model, not a curated record. The transcript is spliced from 2 exons.